AUGCAGACGGUGUGUGAAAGGUGUGGAGUUUCCCAUCCUUUUGAGCAUUGUAUGGCAGCAGAGGUGAAUAAUUCUAUCCAUAUGGAGCAAGUGAAUAUGCUCGGAAGUUAUAAUAGGCAAGCCAACAACCCUUUUUCAAACACUUACAACCCAGGGUGGAGGACUCACCCUAUUUUUUCAUGGAGAAAUAAUCAAGGCCCUCAACAACAAUCUCAGCAGCCCAUGUCUCAAGCUCCAUCUCAAGAAAUGUCACAACCACCGGUUUCUCAAGAGAAGGCUAAUGAAUUACAAGCUGCAUUGUUAACCUUAACCAACACUCAGACUCAGUUUAUGACUGAAAAUAGAGCAUCCACCAGAAAUCUAGAUAGUCAAAUUGGUCAAUUGGCAAGUAUGUUGGAUAACUGGCCCCAAGGGACUUUGCCUAGUAAUACUGUAGUAAACCCAAAGGAGCAAUGCAAUGCAAUAUCCUUGAGGAGUGGUAAUGAGUUAGAAGAGCUAGUCAAGAAGUCUAUUCUGUUACCAAAAGUGGCUGAUGAUAAGAAGAAUAAGGUGGAAGAAAAGGUUAAUGAGAACCUUGAGAAGAAGCAGUCACCUGUGAAAGCCUUAGAACAAAUGCCGAGUUAUGUGAAGUUCAUGAAGGAAAUCUUGUUGAAGAAAAGGAAAUUAGAGGACUAUGAGACAGUGGCACUUACUGAGGAGUGUAGUGCAGUACUUCAAAAGAAACUACAUCCCAAGCUUAAAGAUCCGGCUCGACCUACUACUGUGUCCUUACAAAUGGUGGAUCUUUCAGUUAAACAUCCUCAUGGAGUGAUUGAGGAUGUACUAGUAAAGGUGGAUAAGGUCAUCUUCCCUGCAGAUUUUAUUAUUCUUGAUAUGGUGGAGGAUGAAAAUAUUAUGAUUAUUCUUGGAAGGCCAUUUUUAGCUAUUGGUAGAGCACUAAUUGAUGUUCAAAAGGGGGAGGUGAAGCUAGUUGAUGUGGUAAAUAACGAGGGUGAUAAGUUACAAAUCACUAAGAAGAAAUUAAUGGUUGAAGGAGGAAUGCGAAAAAAUCAUCAUAGAGUGAAAAGGAUCAUUAGUGAGAAAGCUUGA
Molecule: messenger RNA, 1089 nt
Organism: Humulus lupulus (European hop)
Lineage: Eukaryota; Viridiplantae; Streptophyta; Magnoliopsida; Rosales; Cannabaceae
Exons: 4
Coding region: 1-1089 (362 amino acids)
Source: RefSeq, a predicted model, not a curated record